AAGCGCAGCAGUGACUCUCUUUACCAACAUCUUGCAGAUUUAUAUUGACAUGUCGAGAGAGAAAAAAUAUUCAUGGUAAAGGUUUUUGUGUUCUUCCAAAUGUUUUCAAAUUUGAAAAAUUAUUAGAUGAAGUGAUAUGUAUUUAUUAGAUGUGAGGUUAUCUGUGCUGUACAGAGUAAUUCUGACAUCUCUUGCUAAAUGAGCUGCUCUGGUUUCAAAUCCCACUGUUUGUGUUGGCAUCUGGUUUUAAUGCAAAGUACAUGUCUGCAAGUGUCUGUCCAGUUUUGUGUUUUUGGAUGAGCCUUUCAAAGGCACUUAACACAAGAAAACUGAUAAUGCGUGAUGACCGUGCGAUCAGUGUCAGAUAAGUUUCAUGUGGUAUCAGAAGACCAAAAAAAAAGAAGAAAAAGAGGCUUGAAAUUGUUGCUGUAUGUUCUGGUCGUUCUUUCAUUUAUAUGCAUGAAAUGAACAGAGAAUGGGCCAUGUUCACGUGCACAGUGGUUCAACUUGAGAAGCAAAUGGUUUGCGUUGUUCGUGUUGUUUGUGUGUUUGUGUGAGUGUGUGUGUGUGUGUGUCAUGAGCGGGCGUGAAGCAGGUUUUUACUGAUACACAGGUCAUAUGCUUUAUAUGCAGGCGUGGAUGGCCGCAGAGCAGCGGCUCGUCAGUGCUUGGUUAGGAAGCUUUUCCUCUUCCACUAUUUUCUUUUUCGACCAUUUGAAUAGGAUCAAUGGUCAAUACAACCCACUACCUAUUUGUAGUUCUCUCAUUGAUGUCUUUAUUAGAAUUCAAACUCAGACAACAUAUUGAUGUCACUGAGGGUCAGAAACAGUCUUUUGUUUCUGGAAAAUCAGUAUUUUCUCAGGGCUGGAUUUUCAUAUUCACUUUCUGUUUCAGAGCAGCAUAAUUUUUUUCCCUCACAUGCAGGAAAGCCUCACCCACACAAGUUUGGCCUCAUGCAGUAAACAAGUUAGUUGAUUGGUUUUGCUUUAUAUACUGUGAUUUAAUAAGGAAAACACCAACGUAAGCCAGUCCGACCAGUGUUGGUGGUACCAGUGCCAUGCUUUCCAUUGGUUCCUGUUUACAUGAUGCCCACAGGACACGCGGUGAUUGGUGGCGCUUCACACGUGACCAGGCAACUUUGUACAUUUGACAGGGAGUAGGAGGGUUUUGUGGAGAUCAGAAAAACGACAGCGCGAUAAAAAUUAGUAUUGUUGCACUUCACAAAUUAAUGACCAUGAGUUCCUACUUGAUAAACUCCAACUAUAUCGAGCCUUCCUUUCCUCCAUGCGACGAAUAUCAGCAGAGCGGAUACAUCCCCAACCCUGGUGAUUACUACGAGCGGCCAAAAGAUACGGGCUUCCCCCAUCACGACGAACCAUCCUAUCCGAGGUCAAACUACACGGAAUCGGGCUACGAUUACGGUAACGUCCCCGCCACCGGACUCGAUGAUUUCGGCGAUGGGCAUCACGCACAGCCGCAGCCGGUUCCACAGAGCCACGGUCCUCGCCUCACCGCGGCCCCAGACGGUGGCGCAGGGGCAAAUGCCAGUAAAGACUGCAGCCUUGCCAGUGAGGUAUAUCCCGGCGUAGCGAAGGGCAAGGAGCCGGUGGUCUAUCCUUGGAUGAAAAAGGUCCACGUUAGCACCGUCAGUGCCAGUUACAAUGGAGGAGUGCCCAAGAGGUCCCGCACUGCCUACACCCGCCAGCAGGCUCUGGAGCUGGAGAAGGAGUUCCACUUCAACCGGUACCUGACCCGGCGCAGGCGGGUGGAGAUUGCACAUACCAUGUGUCUGUCCGAGCGCCAGGUCAAGAUCUGGUUUCAGAACCGGAGGAUGAAGUGGAAGAAGGAGCACAAGCUUCCCAACACCAAGAUCCGCUCCUCCAGCUCGGCCUCGUCCUCAGCCUCGGGGGCCCAGCAGCAGCAGCAGCAGCAGCAGAUCAAAACAGGCCAGCAGCUUGUCCCCACGCCGUGCACCGCAGGUCUAUAGUGCAUGAACGAACCCCAACCCCAUAAAAACCCCAAUCCAGACUGAGAUGGCAAAUAACACAAGUGGAAUUUGUUGGACCGAUUCUCAGUAUUUUACACACAUGGUGUUCUCUCUUUCACCUUGCCUCUGCCAUUGGGCCCCUGUCACGUCCUUUGUACCCUUUCCCUCUCCGGUCGUCCUCGCCCUCUUCAUAUAAGCUUGAAAUUCACCUCUAAUUGCCACGGUGGCAACUGAAGUGUUUAUAUAUUUGUUUAUUAUUAUGAAAGAAGGAUUACGCACACUCAAAACGUAGGACUUGGAUCAAAAUGUAUCAUUACAGUUAAAAUUGAGUGAGGUAAAAGUAAGUUUGAACUCAUUUUUCUAUGUUCUGUUUGAUUAUUGUUCUUCUGUUUUGUAUUAUUGCUCAUGGAAAGUUCUAAUAUACUUGAAAGAUAUUUAGCGAGACUCUAUAGAUGCCUGUGUAGAAAACCAGACGGCUGUUUUAGAGGUAUGGCAUCAGUCAGAAUAACAGUGUAGUUUGUGUGUUUGAGUGGGUUGGUUUACUGUUGAAUGUAGUCCAGGUGACUUUCACAUUUAAUGUACAUAGACAAAUCAUAAUGAAGGCACAAUAAGCAAAGCAUUUCGUCAAGUAGAAUUAUGUUCGUUGGUGUUGUAAGGUCUAGUUUUAUUUGUGCUAUAGUGCGUCCCAUGUUGUGCUGUGUUCUAAACUGUGAAUAUUUGUAUGUGGUGUCUCAGUAAUGACCGUUGUGAUGUAGGCUAGUGUAGGAUCAAAUUGUCCCUGUGAAAUAAAUAUGUACUUCACUUAUAAGGCU
This is a messenger RNA of Seriola aureovittata, 2799 nucleotides long. RefSeq names its product homeobox protein Hox-A4. Bases 1229 to 1987 code for a protein of 252 amino acids. The transcript is spliced from 2 exons. The record is from RefSeq and is a predicted model, not a curated record. Gene Ontology annotation, biological process: embryonic skeletal system morphogenesis; regulation of transcription by RNA polymerase II; anterior/posterior pattern specification. Gene Ontology annotation, cellular component: nucleus. Gene Ontology annotation, molecular function: DNA-binding transcription factor activity, RNA polymerase II-specific; RNA polymerase II cis-regulatory region sequence-specific DNA binding. Lineage: Eukaryota; Metazoa; Chordata; Actinopteri; Carangiformes; Carangidae.